AUGGCGAUCAUUUCUCUGAAUAUCAUGAUCUUCCUCGCUCUCUCUUUCCUCACCAUCUCCCACUCCACUCUCGACCCAACUCUGACCUCCGCCACCUCUCCACCACUCUUCGAAACCUCACCAACACCGCAACCACCUGAAGACUUCCCAGACCACACAAUCUUCUCCCAUACUUCCCUCCUAGCUCCAAUCCUCUCUCACCUCGGCUUCAACGAGCUAGCCACCGCCGCCCCUUCUCCCUCCAGUGACUCAAACACCGCCACUGCUUUGUCCGGUCCUUACACUAUCUUUGCUCCCUCCGAUUCCUCAGUGCGAACAUGCAUUUCUUGCUCCACCUCUUCCCUCCUCCGUGAACACAUGGUUUACGGCCUCUUCACCAUCGAUUACCUCAGUAAACUCACCUUCGGUACCAAAAUAGAAACUCUCAGCCCCGGCCGUUGCAUAACCGUAACCGCCACCUUAGACAACCACCAAAAUACCACCAUUCACAAAAUCUUCAUCGGCGGAGUUGAAAUCACUCAUCCAGAUCUCUUCAACAACGGCCUAAUCAUAAUCCACGGCCUCCAAGGCUACAUCUCACCUCUCUCGCCUUUCUCUUGUGACGUUGAACGGAUGACGUCACUGUCUUUCCCGCUCCACUACGAUCGUAACCACAAUAACCAACUUCCUCAACAGCAAAAUGUCGCUCUGAUGCGUUUCAUGCUUCGAGACGCCAUCCUACGGCUGAGAAACAACGGCUUCUCCAUUCUCUCACUCGCUAUGAAAAUCAAGUACGCCGAACUCGUUUCUCUCAACAAUGCCACGAUCUUCGCUCUUGAUGACGUGUCAAUCUUCUCCGGUUCGUUCUCUUACAUCAACAACAUAAGGUACCAUAUCGUGCCGAACCAGCUAUUGACUAUUGCGGAUCUGGAGAGACUUCCAGUGGGGACGACGUUGACGACGUUGGAUAGAGGACAGACUUUGGUGGUGACGACGGCGGGAGGAGGGGUUAUGAGGGGUCAAACGAGGAUUAACUAUGUGAGGAUUAAGGUUGCUGAUGUGGUGAGGAAUUUGAAUAUUAUAGUGCAUAGCAUUUACUUGCCGUUUCCUCAUGUUCAUCCUACGGCGGCGGCCAAUGAUGCGAUUUUAGGUGUUGGACAUGAGACGACGAAGGCGGGAAUAGAUGGGGCUUGUGAAGCCUUGAAUGAGCAUGGCGGUUGUGAAUUGAGCCAGGUGAAUCACGUCAUGACUGAUCAGGUCAAGCCGCCUAUGCCGGAGAUUGAAGAUCACCACGGUCUUUGA
Molecule: messenger RNA, 1281 nt
Organism: Theobroma cacao (cacao)
Lineage: Eukaryota; Viridiplantae; Streptophyta; Magnoliopsida; Malvales; Malvaceae
Product: fasciclin-like arabinogalactan protein 21
Source: RefSeq, a predicted model, not a curated record